AACAAUCUCUCUUGAAUUUUAUCACUAAAACACACACUUUUUUUGUUCCUCGUCUUCAUCCGCCGCUCUCGUAUAAUCUCUUACGGCGUCGUCCCGUCAUGGUUCCCGCCAUUGUUAUAUGAGAGUAGGAACCCCGAUACCUCUCUACCCGCUCCAGGGAAAGGGAGUGUUCUGAAUUCCCGGGAAAGCGGUUUCUUCAUUUGUGUUCUUAUAUCCGAAAGACUAGGAUUUAUGAACCAGAAUCAAUCAAGGGCUGAGAGGAGCGAUUCUGUACAGUACAGGAAAACCGGCCGAUCCGGCAGCUCCAAUCAGCAGCGUCAGUACUCCGGUGGCGUUUCCACUAAGGGUGGUGGUGGCGCCUCCUCCGCCUCCACCAAUCUUUCUAAUCGCAGUUUUAAGAAGUAUAACAACAAUGCACCAGAAACACAGCAGGGAGCGAGACCAUGGAAUGUGGAUUCUAGCGAUUCAUCUGCCGUACAUGCUGUAAAUAAUGGUGCUCAUCAACUGCAGCCAGCUCAAAGAGUACCUGAAGCCUCUCUAAAGACUACCCGAACUGUUCCUAAAUCUCCACCCACUAAUGUUUCGUUGGCAGCUGCACCGUCCAAUGUUUUAUCUGUCUCCGAGGCCCCAGCGACACCUGGAGAAACUUCAGGAGAUGCAUCUAAGUCGUAUCCCUUGCAGUUUGGGUCCAUAAGUACUGUUAUUGCAAGUGUAAUGCAGAUACCCGCUCGAACAAGCUCUGCACCACCAAAUUUGGAUGAGCAGAAAAAAGAUCAGGCACGUUAUGAAUCUUCAAGGACAGAUCCAGCUUUGCCAACUCCAUCAAUCUACAAGCAGCAUUUUCACAAAAAGGAUGCAGGAAUCUGCGACCAACCUAAUUCUGGGGAAGCUCAUUUAGCAUCUAGACCCAAAAGGGAUGCCCAAGUUUCAGCUGCACAACCUGGGAUUCAAACUCAGAGGCCUGCACUACACCCUAUCCCUAAAAUGCCCAUCCAAUUUCCAUUCCACGAGCAACAGAUAAAUGUUCAGUUUGGUGGUCCGAAUCCACAAAUGCAGUCUCAAGCCUUGUCAGGGCCGAUGCCAAUUCCAAUGUCCCUACCUCUAGGAAAUCCAUCAGUCCAGCAUUCAAUGUUUGUUCAAGGUAUCCAGCCACAUCCGAUGCAGCCUCAAGCAAUGAUGCUUCAGAGACAGGGAUUAAAUUUCUCCCCACAAAUUGGUACUCAGCUACCUCUUCAAUUGGGUAACAUGGGGAUGAGCUUGGCCCCACAGUUUCCUCAGCAAGCACCUGUAAUAUACAAUGGUUCUCGCAAAACUGUGAAGAUUACUCAUCCAGAAACUCAUGAAGAAUUGAGGCUUGAUAGUUCACCAGCCCCAAGGUUACAACCUAGUGCGCAAUCUCAGUCACAGCCUAUUUCUUCAUUUCCUCCUAAUAUGCCGAUGAAUAUUCAUCCCAGUUCUUACAAUGCCGCUCCUCACUUUUAUCCUCCUGCAAGUUCUGUUCCACUUGGUAGCACUCAUGUUCCUCCCAAUUCUCACCCGCCAAGGCUCCAUAACCAGGUGACUGUGAAAUCACCUAGUAUCUCGCAUGCAGAGAAAGAUCCUCUGCCGCCCUCAGGUUCUCUUUCUGUUGGGAAAGCAGAGGCUUCAAAGCCUUCAAGGUUAAAGGCCGAACUUCCAGUUUCUUCUUUGAGCUCUAGUUCACAGCCAAAGGCUGGUUUGGGAGUAUCGUAUGUGUCCGUUACCUCAUCAAGUCCUGUGACAGUGGAGAGGGAUGUACCUUAUUCGGCUUCUGGUUCAACUGCCAUGGAUGUUUCUGUAUCAGUAUCAACUAGAUCUUCUGAUGGUUCUAGAUUAGGAGUAUCACAUCCUGACUCCUUCAAUGAUAUGCCUAAAAGACCAGGCAGUAGAGGCCAGCAGGAGCAGGAUCUCAGCCCAUAUACUUCUCUCUCAACUUUGCCUUCACAACUGCCUGACAAGGAUCCAUUAUUAACAGCUGUAGCUGCUUCUUCUGAGGCUUCUAGCAUAACAGGUGAGAGGGCUAUAGAAGAAAAGACUGGAAAUACAAUUAAAGGUUUAGGAACGCUAGUUCUAGAUAGCACACAAUCAGAGCCUGAAGCUGUUGGGGGAUUUGAGCAAGCAGAAGCAAUGUCGGCUGAAAGUAGUUUGGAAAACUCCAUGAAGUCUCUUACUUUGGAAUCUCCCGAAAAGAUUGGUAAACUUAAGGAAAACCCUAAUAAGGAAGUAGCAUCCAUCAAUAGUGGCUCAUCAGAACAUACACGCGAGAAGUCAGAACAGUUAUCAAGGUAUUGUUCCAAUGAUGUUGAGAGGGAAGGUACUUUAGCAGUGCCUGCUGACAUAUCUGGUGGAGAAAAACUUGAGAGUUCUGUGCCAGUAACUGCAUUAAAUAAAAAUGAAAUUAUAGCUAGUAGUACAGGUGUCUUAGUUUCUCGAUCUCCAUUCAGUGUCAAAGAAAAAGGUCCAGAUGCAAAUGUUGCAAAAGGUGCUGCACCCAAGGGUAAGAAGAAGAAAAAAGAGCUUUAUAGAAAAGCAGAAGCUGCUAGUACAAGUUCUGAUCUUUAUAUGGCAUACAAGGGUCCUGAAGAGAAAAAGGAGACUAUAACUAAUGUAAAGGCCUCAGAGAAGCCUUCAAGUAUUAGCGAGGACAAAACAUCUAUUGGUGUAUCUCAGGAGAAUGUUGCGGCAUGUGAAAAACCUGCUUUAAAUAAAGUUGAGCCAGAUGAUUGGGAAGAUAAUGCUGAGAUUUCUUCUCCACAGUUAGGAACUUCAAGAAAUGAAAAUGAAGAUAAUGACGAUGGUGAUGGAUCGACAACUAAAAAGUACUCCAGGGACUUUCUCCUCAAGUUUGUGGAGCUAUGCACUGAUCUUCCAGAAGGUUUUGAGAUUACAUCAGACAUUGCAGAUAGUCUGAUUGUUUCUAGCAUCAAUCUUGCACGUGAAUCAUACCCUAGUCCUGGACGCAGUGUUGACAGGCAUAUUGGAGGCUCUAGACCAGAUCGUCGGGGAAGUGGCUUGGGAGACGAGGACAAGUGGAAUAAAUUCCCUGGGCCUCCUAUGUGGAAUGAUGUUGGUUAUAUGAAUAAUGCUGUUGGGUUUCGACCUGGUCAAGGAGGUAAUAAUGGUGUUCUAAGGAAUCCUCGGGCACAGACACCUCAAUAUGCUGGGGGCAUCCUCUCCGGACCGAUGCAGUCCCUUGGUCCUCAGGGUGGCCUACAAAGAAAUAAUGUUGAUUCUGAUAGGUGGCAGCGUGGAGCUGGGUUUCCGAAAGAUUUGAUCCCUUAUCCUCAAACACCUAUGCAGGUGAUGCACAAAGCUGAAAAUAAGUAUGAGGUAGGUACGGUUUCUGAUGAGGAAGAAGCCAAGCAGAGGCAAUUGAAGGGCAUCUUAAACAAACUUACCCCUCAAAACUUUGAAAAGCUGUUUCAACAAGUUAAGCAAGUCAACAUUGACAAUGUUAUCACACUGUCUGGAGUGAUCUCACAGAUUUUUGAUAAGGCUUUGAUGGAGCCCACCUUCUGUGAGAUGUACGCCAACUUCUGCUUUCACCUUGCUGCAGAACUACCCGAUCUUAGUGUGGACAAUGAAAAAAUUACUUUUAAGAGAUUACUCCUGAACAAAUGCCAGGAGGAAUUUGAAAGGGGAGAAAGAGAGGAAGAAGAGGCAAAUAAAGUUGAAGAAGAAGGUGAAGUUAAACAGACAGCAGAAGAGAGAGAGGAGAAAAGACUCCGUGCUCGAAGACGUAUGCUAGGGAACAUUAGACUCAUUGGAGAACUUUACAAGAAGAGAAUGCUGACUGAGAGGAUAAUGCAUGAGUGCAUAAAUAAGUUGCUGGGUCAAUAUCAGAAUCCAGACGAGGAGAACAUCGAGGCUUUGUGCAAAUUGAUGAGUACAAUUGGAGGGAUGAUUGAUCACCCAAAAGCGAAAGAACAUAUUGAUGCCUAUUACAAUUUCAUGGCACAGUUAUCCAAUAAUAUGAAGCUUUCAUCGAGGGUCAGAUUUAUGCUUAAAGAUGCUAUUGAUCUAAGGAAGAAUAAGUGGCAGCAAAGAAGAAAAGUUGAAGGUCCGAAAAAGAUCGAGGAGGUACAUCGAGAUGCUGCUCAGGAGCGUGCGCAAGUUGGUAGAUUGGGUCGCACUCCAAGCAUGGGUAAUUCUUUUAGAAGGGGUCCUCCUAUGGAAUUUGGUGCAAGGUCUCCUAGUAUGUUAUCCUCGCCAAAUUCCCAUAUUAGUGGUUUCCGCGGUGCCCCACCACAGCUACGAGGUUAUGGUUCCCAGGAUGUGAGGACAGAUGAGAGACAUUCGUCCGUUCCUUUGCCCCAAAGACCACUCGGUGAUGAUUUCAUUACUCUUGGGCCCCAAGGUGGGCUUGCAAGAGGAAUGGCUUUCACAGGGCAGCCAUUGGCAGCCAAUGUUCCUUCCGCUGAGAUGCAAAGUCUUGGAGAUGGAUGGAGGAUGGGACAUGGCCAGAAUGGCUUUAGUUCUAUCCCUGAAAGAGCAGCUUAUGGCCAAAGACAGGAUCUAAUGCCAAGGCAUAUGCAAGAAAGGUUUGCUGCGCCACCAACUUUUGAUCAAUCUCAUCCUCAAGAGCGAAAUGAUCAUGCUUCGGAUGGAUCUCUACCUACUUCUCCUUCUCCUCAAGGUGGCCAUCCUAGUAUUAUGAAUGAUGUGUCUUCAGAUAAGGUGUGGCCAGAAGAGCAAUUGCACGACAAGUCAGUUGCUGUAAUCAAAGAAUUCUACAGUGCAAGGGAUGAGAAGGAAGUUGCUUUGUGCAUCAAGGAUUUGAAUGCUCCCAGUUUUUAUCCAACUAUGAUCUCCCUAUGGGUUACUGACUCUUUUGAGAGGAAAGACAUGGAAAGGGACCUACUAACGAAGCUUCUAAUAAACCUCUCGAAACUUCAAGAUAGGGUGAUAAAUGAAGAUCAACUCAUCAAAGGGUUCGAAUCAGUACUUGCAGUCCUAGAGGAUGCAGUGAACGAUGCCCCCAGAGCAGGAGAGUUCCUUGGUCGAAUAUUUGGCAAAAUCAUACUUGAGGAUGUAUUCUCACUUUCUGAUAUCGGUCGGUUGAUAUAUGAAGGUGGAGAAGAGCAAGGGCAGCUUGUAGAAUCAGGGGUUGCAGCCAAUGUCCUUGCAAGUAUCUUCGACACAAUCAAAUCAGAAAAAGGUGACUCUGUACUAGAUGAGGUGCGUUCGAGCUCUAAUCUGAAGGUGGAGGACUUCAGGCCUCCUGGCUCUAACAAAGCAUUUAGAAUUGACAAGUACAUUUAGAGGGAAAAGGGGGUGUGCUGAUUGUAUCUGGUAGAGAAAAUUCAUUUCUUGUUUUUUAGGUCACAUAUUUAAAAUUGGAAUAGUGAGGAUAAGUCUAUUCAUGUCUUUAGAUAUAUUGUUUCGCCAAGGAUACUGAAAUCAGUUUAUGGAAAGAUUCAAUUGAACACCCAAUUUCUGUGCC
Salvia splendens (bonfire salvia) is the source of this 5461-nucleotide messenger RNA. RefSeq names its product eukaryotic translation initiation factor 4G. The coding region runs from base 232 to 5280 and encodes 1682 amino acids. The transcript has 11 exons. Gene Ontology annotation, molecular function: protein binding; mRNA binding; translation initiation factor activity. NCBI's taxonomy places the organism in Eukaryota, Viridiplantae, Streptophyta, Magnoliopsida, Lamiales, Lamiaceae. The record is from RefSeq and is a predicted model, not a curated record. Gene Ontology annotation, cellular component: eukaryotic translation initiation factor 4F complex.